AUGGAGGAUAAAGAUCUUUUUCUUGAUAAAGCGACCUACGAAAAGCUUACUAAAGAAUUUGCUGAAAUUACUAAGACAAACGAAGCCUUAGCUCAUACAUUUUUGCAAGAUUAUGAGUGGAACUUAAAAAAAUCUGUUGAAGCUUUUUUUGAAGCUCUCAAUGAAGAGUCUAAGCAGAAUAAUCAGCCAAUAUUUCAAAACAAACCUUUUACAUUAAAUUCUAGUAACAGUCAAUAUGAUUCAGUUGCAUCAAACUCUCUAUAUGAUACAUCUAUAGUUGAAAGAUUAUUUGGAGAAGGAAAAACAGUUACCACAGAGCCACCACCGAGAAUGAAAUUUUUGUCAUGGAAUUUAGAUGGGUUAGAUGUACAUAAUCUUAAAAGAAGAACUCGAGCAGUCAUUAAAUUAAUUCAAAAACAUGAACCAGAUAUUGUUUUCUUUCAAGAAGUAAUACCAGAGUCAGCAGAAUAUUUUAUAACCAAACUUCCAGAGUACAAAUGUUUAAAGGGUGGUGAAGACAAUUACUUUACCAUGACCCUUCUUCGAAUUUUUACCAUCUUUUAUGAUAACCACUACAUAGUAGAUUACCCGAAUACUAAAAUGGACAGAAAUUUAUUAGUAACUGAAGCUCACAUGGGUAAAUUAAAACUGAAACUUCUUAAUACACAUUUGGAAAGUACUAAAGAACAUUCAGAGGAAAGGCAACAACAAUUAAGCAUUGCCUUUAGCAAGUGUUUGUCUUUCGAAGAAAACAGUACUAUUAUAUUUGGAGGAGAUUUAAAUUUAAGAGAAAAAGAAGUUAAAACGCCUAAAAAUUUUUUUGACUUGUGGGAAUUUUGUGGUUCUCCUCAGCAAUUUAAAUACACAUGGGACAUGACCAAAAAUAGUAAUAAUUCUUCUAAUUUUGGUAAAUUUAAGCCCAAAUGUAGAUUUGAUAGGAUUUAUUACAGGUUUAGUAAUCCCAAAAGAGCAUUUCCUAAACAUUUUGUUUUAAUCGGUUCAGAAAGAGUUCCUCAAACCCAAUCUUUUCCCAGUGAUCAUUGGGGUAUAAUAGUUCUUUUCGAUUUAGACCAUUCUGUAUAG
This is a messenger RNA of Pediculus humanus corporis (human body louse), 1083 nucleotides long. Its product is annotated as TRAF and TNF receptor-associated protein, putative. Gene Ontology annotation, molecular function: protein binding; single-stranded DNA binding; 5'-tyrosyl-DNA phosphodiesterase activity. Lineage: Eukaryota; Metazoa; Arthropoda; Insecta; Psocodea; Pediculidae. Gene Ontology annotation, cellular component: PML body; cytoplasm. Bases 1 to 1083 code for a protein of 360 amino acids. The transcript is spliced from 2 exons. The record is from RefSeq and is a predicted model, not a curated record. Gene Ontology annotation, biological process: double-strand break repair.